Amphimedon queenslandica is the source of this 1385-nucleotide messenger RNA. RefSeq names its product nudC domain-containing protein 1-like. Lineage: Eukaryota; Metazoa; Porifera; Demospongiae; Haplosclerida; Niphatidae. The coding region runs from base 78 to 1259 and encodes 393 amino acids. The transcript has 4 exons. The record is from RefSeq and is a predicted model, not a curated record.
CAAGAAUAAAGCUGAUUACUAGUAAUGUUACUAUACAGUCAGCAUCAUUGAUUGAUGGGGGUAAUGCUAUUGACUUUAUGACGUUCCAAUUAGAAGAUACAUCCUCAAAAUACUGCACUUGCGUCUGGUGGAGUGUGUGUCUCUCUGAUCAUCUUGGGUCCAGUAAUACUGAAGUUGUUUCCCAGACCCAGCUGUGUAGAUUCAAAGCGACUACUAUACCGUUAUACAGUGAAUAUAUCAACGAAUGCUUACUGUUGGUAUCAGAAUCAGUACCAGGAAUAGAAAGAGAAGGGAAGGAGGUGAAUGAAGACAAGGAAAGUGAUGGGAACACCAAUCAAGAUACAUUGGAGUAUAAUAGAGGGACUGGUAAUACCAGCUGGAAUCAAUCAAGGAGUGAUAUCAAUAUUAGUAUAAUGAUACCAGAAGAUGUUAAUAAAUCAGAUAUAAUAUGUAUAAUGGAGAGUACCAGUAUCAGUGUUGGUUUAAGUGAUGGUACAACAUACAUUAGAGGAGAUUUAUUGUACAAUAUUGAUGAAUGUACUAGCACCUGGACCUACUCUAAAGGAAAAUUGGAUAUUACACUGGAGAAGAUGGCUGAUGAUGUUGAAUGGAGUUCAUUAUGUAAAGAUGGUUCAUUCCCACCAUUAGAUGAUGAAUCAAAAGAAAUAAAGAGAAAAAGAUCUACUCUGGUAGGAGAUGAAUGUAGUUCUAGGCCUUCAAAAUAUUCCAAGCAAUCACUGAUUACCAAUAGUUUGGAAGAAUGUGAUACAGAUGAUGAUCAGGAUAUUAAUGUGUAUCUAAUCAAUAACAAUGGAUUCAUUGUACAAAAGGUCUCCUUAAAUGGUAAACAGUUACUCUACACCUUACAAGCUACACCAAGAGGACCAUCAGUAUUAUCACUGAGACAUGAUGUAGAUGCCCUACACUACUCUCCCUCUGUCUCUUCUCCCUCUCUAUCAUAUACUCAUGUAACCACUUUCAAUGCAUUGGGGUAUGUACAAGCAUCUAAAAGAGAGAAGAAGUACCUCACUGCUACACAUGAUAGUUCUUAUGCAGUAUUGACUGAUAGUGUUGAUCAUAUCUUCAUAUACUGUUCACCUGAGGAAGGGGUCAAAGGUCAAACAGCAGCUCAGUAUAUUCAUACACUCCCUGAUGGUAGCCUCAGUCCUGGUGGUAUUCUAGGAGUACAGGUAACAGGAUCAGGACUAGUGUAUGUACUAACUAAUAAUAUACUCUAUCUUAUUAAACUCCCUCAUUAAUAAUCUCUAUUGUGGAUACUGUUUAUUAGUUUGGACACUAUAUGUUCUGUCCUUUUUGGUUUCUGAUAAUUUUGAUAAUAAUUAUCUGUCUUUUGAAAGUUUUGAUACAAUUUUAUGUUGCGUUAA